GACUAAGAUAUAUAACUGUCAUAAUAAGGAAAAUUAAACAGGAAUUAUUCCAACAAAAAGAUCUCUUGGAUAUUAAGCUUCGAAAGUAUCCUUGAGAGUAACUGAUUCUAAACGGCACAUUUUUUAAGAUUCUGUUGGUUUAAUUGUUCGCCUACAGGCAGAAAAGGGAACUUUUAAAAUUUCGUUCUUCAACUGUUCUUUGGAUUUUCUAUUGCGUUUCAAAUGGAUACUCCUGAAGACAAUUCCGUGCCCCCAUGGACGCAGUUUUUUGACGGGCCACUGUACAAAAAAUAUGUGGACUACAUGAAAAACCAUGAUCUUUCAAAGAUGGAUAAAAACGGAAUAUUAAGCAACAAAAACACUCCCAUCGCAGAUCCACCAGUCCUGAACAACGAAACCAACUGGAUCCCAAGUUACAGCAAACACGAAAACGGAAAUCCAUAUCAUGCCUACGGUGAUCCUUAUUAUUAUGACACAGAAAAAGUGCCACCGACACUUGACCCUCCACCCUAUGGAGAUGUGCCUCAUGGCGGCCAUUCGACAACAUCAGAAACGAACGCCCUUACUGAGGCACAAAAGGCAAAACGAAAUAGACAUACGAUUGGUUUUAUCUUUUUUGGAAUUCUCCUAAUUGGAGCUGCAGCAGCAGCCACGGCAUUGAUUAUUCACUACGUUUUUAUAACAGAGCAUGAAAGGAUUACAGAUCAUAAACUGAACCUUAUAAACAACACCACCAGAGCAGAUCUUAUUGAAGAAAACAUCGAUAGUAUUUCUAUUGAUGAUUUGGGGAAAAUUGGAACUAAGUUGACAACAGUGUCACCAACUAAAAACGGAACCGGAAGUAAUGUGAAAAUAGAUGUCUCAGACCCGGAGACUUUUUCUGUACCUGGUUCAACCAAAACUCCGAUUCAAACAGACGAAGGAACUACAGAAUCAUUGCCUAUUACUACAGUAUCAGCGGCACCAAAGGUAGUGGAGUUUCCGGAUUACACAUAUGAAAUUGGACUUCCUGGUAAACUGCGCUGUAGAGUAAACCGGGUCCGGAUGUGGGAUGCUAUUAAUAUUAACGGAACCAAAGACUUGGAAGGGCAAAAUACACCACUGUCCUUUAAGUUGCUGAGUAGCAACGAAACAUGUUUAGAGGGAAAUGACAGUCGUAUCACAACAGAAUUUGACAUCAAACGGACCAGAAGACCAUCAGCAAAAUAUGAUGAUAUACAAAUGGUCGUUCACCUCAGCGAAAUCAAAUGCGAAGAUAUGGGGAAUUAUGAAUGCUGGGUGGAUGGCCCAACUGUAUAUAAAGUAACAAACACGUUGACAGUUAAACGGUACCCAAAAAGCAGGCCUAUCCUAAAAAUCCCUUAUGCUAUCAUCGAAAACGAGCCGAUUUCCAUUAAAGGCUUCUGGAAUAGUGGAUUUCCUGAAAGCUAUGGCGAAUUAGAAUGGUAUAUACUUAAACCAGGAGAAGACGAACAUCCAUGGACUGAUGUCAAAAACACUGUCAACACCAAAAACUGUGAUAACGAGGCUGCGAGUAUAAUCAAUCUCCCAAUUACUUUACAAAUGAAUCAAACGAAAAUCAAACUACAACCUUACUUUUAUCCAGAGUUCAGUAAGGAGAAGCAAAGACGUAAGAUAGAGCACGUUACAGAGGAAAUUCUGGUAGUGCCUGCAAACUUUUGCGAUGGGAAGGAGAAGGAAAAGAACAUUAUUCAUCCCUAUACCUGCAAACUCUUCAUAAUAUGUACAGAUAGAAUAAACAUUUACGAGUGUCCAAAAGAAACAACGUGCUUCGAUGAGGCAAAGGGGGCUUGUGAGUGAGAAGAUACCGUACCAAAAGAGCAUUGGGAGCUACUUACAAAGGAUGAGCAGAUUAAGAUGACUUGUAAAAAUCUGCGUUUUGGGUUUAGUCUAAAACAACACACUCUGGAAUAUGCACUUCAAUAAAGUUGAGAUUUAACAAUAUAUAUGUAUUUAAACUUUGAGAAAGACUGCAUAUCAACAUACCCUAAAAUAUACAUUUCAGUAAGGGUGCGAUUUUACAAUAUGUAUGUUUAGGAAACAAAACCCAUGAGAGGUGUUGAAAUUGGGAAAUCCAGGAGCCAGAGGAAUUGGGUUAUUAGAAUUGUCGCAGAUUUAAAAGAACAGAAAAGAAACAUGUUAAUACAUGUAAUUUAAGUCUUGCUGCACUUUGUUCCAUGCUUUUAAGUUUUAAAGACAAUUUAAUGCCUUACAUGAAACAUGCAUUUUGAAGCCAUUCCUUAGAGUAAUAAUCUAAUCUAUGUUUAAUUAUUUUUCAUUUCAUGAUUAUUUC
This is a messenger RNA of Saccostrea echinata, 2314 nucleotides long. RefSeq lists its product as uncharacterized. The record is from RefSeq and is a predicted model, not a curated record. Bases 223 to 1821 code for a protein of 532 amino acids. The transcript has 7 exons. Lineage: Eukaryota; Metazoa; Mollusca; Bivalvia; Ostreida; Ostreidae.